AAACCGAAAGAAUGUGCGGAGGUUCUAUUGUUUCCGACUACAUGAGAUCGAACGACGGCCGGAGUUUGAUGUCGCCAGAGGAGCUCCUCCUCUCCGACUACUCGGAGGCGAGCUCAGAGUUCAUGCUCUACGACACCACCCACUGCGACGGAGGCGAUUUGUUCGGCUUCGACUUCGCGCAACAUGGGCUCGCCUCAAACGCCCCCGCAGCACCUGCCUCUGGCGAGAGGAAAGCUGCGGGGAAGGCCGGGGCGGCGGCCGGAGGUGGCCGGAGAGUGAGGAAAAACGCUUACAGAGGGAUAAGGCAGAGGCCUUGGGGGAAAUGGGCGGCUGAGAUCAGGGAUCCGAAGAAAGGUGCCAGAGUGUGGCUCGGGACGUACGACACCGCCGAGGAGGCGGCCAUGGCUUACGACGAGGCGGCGAGGGAGAUUCGCGGGAGCAAGGCGAAGGUGAACUUCCCCGGGAUCGUGAUGCCUGUCCGCAAGGGGGAGUCCGUACUCCGACGGAACUCUAGGUCGAAGGGUUCGUCCGCCGGAGGAAGAGCCGGGGCGGGGAAGAAGAAAGCCGAGGCGGAGCAGAAGAAGGAUCCAGCCGUGGCGGUGAAGGAGGAGCCGACCUCCGUGUCGGGGUCGGACGUGACGUCCGCGCCGUCGCCGGCGUCAGAGUCGGACUGUAUAUCAACGCCGUCACCGCCUCCGGACGCGGUAGUUUCGGCGGAGGAUUUCCCUGCGGAGGACGGCGAGCUGGCGUUGUGGUACGGCUGGGGCGAUUUGGGGUUGAGAUGGGAAACGUGCGGCGCGGUCAAGGUGGAGGAGGACGAGGGAGGAAUGAUGAUCGACGAUCACCUCUGGUUCUUCGAUGAUAUUCCCCCUCGUCUCGUCUCAUCUCCCGAUCCCUCCCGUUAGAGCGACUCGGAUUCUUUUUCCUUCUUUUUUUUUUCUUUCUUUUUCUACUAAACGUAUAUAAUUUUUUAGCCGGCUCCUAAUAUUCUGUUUA
Messenger RNA from Nymphaea colorata (pocket water lily), 996 nucleotides. RefSeq names its product ethylene-responsive transcription factor ERF094-like. Bases 12 to 905 code for a protein of 297 amino acids. The transcript is spliced from 2 exons. The record is from RefSeq and is a predicted model, not a curated record. Gene Ontology annotation, molecular function: DNA-binding transcription factor activity; DNA binding. NCBI's taxonomy places the organism in Eukaryota, Viridiplantae, Streptophyta, Magnoliopsida, Nymphaeales, Nymphaeaceae. Gene Ontology annotation, biological process: ethylene-activated signaling pathway; regulation of DNA-templated transcription.